This is a messenger RNA of Limulus polyphemus (Atlantic horseshoe crab), 1569 nucleotides long. RefSeq names its product LIM domain only protein 3-like. Gene Ontology annotation, molecular function: transcription coactivator activity; DNA-binding transcription factor binding. The record is from RefSeq and is a predicted model, not a curated record. Gene Ontology annotation, biological process: positive regulation of transcription by RNA polymerase II. Bases 229 to 795 code for a protein of 188 amino acids. NCBI's taxonomy places the organism in Eukaryota, Metazoa, Arthropoda, Merostomata, Xiphosura, Limulidae. Gene Ontology annotation, cellular component: nucleus. The transcript is spliced from 5 exons.
UGUCUGAGUAAAUCGCCUGCUCAGUCGACAACGAGUUUUCUUACUGAGGAGAAGGAAUUGUGUAUGUGUAGUGUCUCUGCUGAAUUUCUCUCUCAGUAGCGACUGUCGGUAGCACAACAUCGGCUGUAAAGCUGCGGUGGUGGCAGUACUGUGAAACCUUUCUGUAAUACUAAUACUAUUAUAGCAGAGAACAAAGCCAAGCAAAACAAAUACUUGGACUUUCUUGAAAUGGAUAUGAAACAGGAGAUAUCACAGCGUCUGCCUGUCGACACAGGGACGGCACCAGAGUGCGCUGGUUGUCAGAAGAUUAUCCGAGAAAGAUAUCUGCUAAAAGCGUUGGAUCAGUUCUGGCAUGAGGAUUGUCUUAAGUGCACCUGCUGUGACUGUAGACUUGGAGAGGUGGGCUCCACCCUCUUCACCAAGGCCAAUCUCAUCCUCUGUAAGAGAGACUAUCUCAGGUUGUUUGGUACGACUGGUGUUUGUUCAGCUUGCAGUAAAACUAUCCCGGCCUUUGAGAUGGUGAUGAGAGCCAGAGGAAACGUGUAUCAUUUGGAAUGUUUCGCAUGUCAGCAGUGCCGUCACAGGUUCUGUGUUGGAGAUAGAUUCUAUUUGUACAACAACCGAGUACUGUGUGAAUAUGAUUACGAAGAACGUGUUUUAUUCGCCAAUCUACCCUAUACAGGAGACAGUCUUACGCAGCUGAAGAAACAGACAGAAAACCUGACCUCCGGCAAUAAAGAUGAUGCUUCGAGUGGCUAUGGUAGUCCGGACUCAUUAGUUAGUGAAGGCAAAUAAAGUAUUAACGGGGUCUGGUGGUUACAAACUGUGAUCCUUAAGUGACUGGAUAGCAACUAUGAUAAUGUGGUUCUGGGUUAUUUUCUGGAGCCAACCUGAGCACAUUGACUGGUUAAAUGAGAAUUAUCAAUACUUAUGAAAUCAACUUUCAGGUUUGUACGUGACCUGCAUAACAAUAUUAUUUUCUGUGAUCAUAAGAUGUGUAGUUGAAAACUUUAAUAUAACCGUGACCGAUAUAUCAUCAGUUGUACACUCACAAGUCUUGUAUAUGGUUUAGUGGCCGCAUCACCCUUUCAAGUAUUAUGAAUGAGAGCGCGGAAAGAAAUUAGUGCUAUAGGAAAAAAAAAACUUCUUUAAUGUAUAUACCACAGUGAUUAGAAAUUAGUUGUGAAACGUUUUCCUGAAUGUUUUAAAAAAUCUUCUGACUUUAUUUCUGGUUAACUGGAUCCUGCCACUAGGGGGCUGGAAUGAAGUGUAGAUCACUUAUGGAAAAAUGGAAUACGAUCAACCAGUAUUCGUUAAGCCCACCAGAUGUCGCUUUAAAAGGUUAAAUUUGCUGUACAUUUGAUUAAAACGUUAUAUUGUAGAGUGUAAAAUGAGGAAUGAUAAAACUAAAAUGUUUCGUUUUGUAUAUAUAUAGUUUGUAUAUAUAUAUAUAUAUAUAUAUAUGAGAAAUAUAUAUGUAAAUUAUUUUGCUGUUUAGAGAUUUGUUGUAACGCACUCGGAACUGCUUUUGUGUACUUGUUCAAUAAAUGUUAUGAUUUUAUGUGGUAA